Messenger RNA from Symsagittifera roscoffensis, 4886 nucleotides. RefSeq names its product ras-related protein O-RAL-like. The transcript is spliced from 4 exons. NCBI's taxonomy places the organism in Eukaryota, Metazoa, Xenacoelomorpha, Acoela, Convolutidae. Gene Ontology annotation, molecular function: GTP binding; GDP binding; GTPase activity. The record is from RefSeq and is a predicted model, not a curated record. Bases 33 to 689 code for a protein of 218 amino acids. Gene Ontology annotation, biological process: Ras protein signal transduction. Gene Ontology annotation, cellular component: plasma membrane.
GUUGUGAUAAACUUAUUAAAUAGAGUUUAAUAAUGGGAGAAGGUGGUGAUAAAUCGGGCGGAGCUAAGCAGGUCACGUAUAAAGUCAUCAUUGUUGGACCUGGUGCAGUAGGAAAGUCUGCCUUGACAUUGAGAUUCAUGUACGAUGAGUUCGUUUCGGACUACGAACCAACAAAAGCAGAUAGCUACCGUAAAACAAUGAAAAUGGAAGAUGGGUCUGAAGUGGCUAUUGAUAUUCUUGAUACUGCUGGUCAGGAAGAUUAUGCGGUUAUUCGAGACAACUAUAUCAGAUCUGGGCAGGCGUUCCUGUGUGUAUUCUCUGUUUCAGAAAGAAGUACAUUUGAGGAAAUGGAUGAGUUUAGAGAAGCAAUACUUCGAGUGAAAGAAGUGAACGAAAUUGAUGGAAGUGAUCCACAAGGAGCUGCCAAUCCGAUUAUACUUGUCGGAAACAAAAGCGAUUUAGCUGAUCAGAGGAAAGUUUCUUUCGAUGAGGCCGACGCGAAGGCCAAGACAUGGGGUAUCGAGUACAUUGAAACCUCAGCAUUGAAGGACGAAAAUGUCAAACAGGUGUUUGAGACAAUAAUGCAUAAAAUCCACCAUAUGGAGAAAUCAAAAUUGGGAGAAGGAAGCAGCACAACACAAAGUGCGAAGAAGAAGUCUAAAUGGAAGAGAAAGUGCACCAUUCUCUAGAACUGACGCUAGAUCAGACCGGAAAAUGUUUUUAAAUUAACCUCGCUCUGAAAUAAACAGUCCACCACUCUUCUUCUCGCAAUUCCAAUUUAACGAACCAUAUUGAAGCAAAAUACAUAUUCUUAUUUCUAUGCGGGCGGUUGUAAGUAUUUUGCUCAAUCCGCCAACAAAAAUAUAACAUAACUGCAUCAAAAAUUAAACGCGAGGUUUUUAGUUUCAACUGAUUUUCGGCAAAUUUCUUGAUUUCAAGUGAUCCGUUCUUCGAUUUUUAUAGAAUACGUAAUUUGUUUGUCUGAUGAGAAUAACUUUAAAGACCAAUAUUUCAGGCGGCCCUUCAAUUUCAAAGUUUAGACUAUCUUUAAACGCGAAUUAAGUACGCAAUGAUGAUGUUAAUCAAUAUUACCGGGCUCUUAAUCAUUUAAUAAGCGCACAGUGCUGGUUGAUUGGUUAGUAAUCUUGCCUAAGUUAUAAGUCUCACCUAGGUCGUCAAAGUUCUUGACAAUAGUUAUAGUUUAAACAUUAGUUAGAAAAAGGGAUAACUUGAAGAGGUUAAUCAGUUGUAUGUUAAAUACUGUUAUAAUAAAAUGAUGGAACAACUUAAUUUGUGAUUACCAAGUUGGGUUUGAUUAUACUCUUAUGCCUGUUCAUAAUUGUUAUCCUACUAUGUGGAAGAGAAGCACGAGUUGUGGUUUCCGAUAACAGUUAUAGAGGUAGAGUCAGCUUCUAGUGUUGCAGCAUUUGUCUUCAGACUAUCUCUUUUGGUUUCGGGUAGUCCUGCUGUCGUACAGGUGUCCUGCUGUGUAGUGUCCUCCCACUCUCCGUUACUUAAUUUGUUUAAGUUUAAAAUAUGUGUUAUUUAACGGAAAAAAUUUCAGAAAAAUUAUUAAAAAACUAGUUUCAAUGCGUUAACCGAGAAAAUGAGGCGGAUAAAAAAUCAGGGCGGUUCCUUAGGCAGUACACAUUUUAGAAACAAGAUUUUAAGAUCAAAAUUUUAAGAACAAGAUGCAGAACAAGCUUACUCGUAGAUGCAUACGUAAUGAAAUUUCAUGAAGUGUUAUGUCUUACUGAAAUACUGUUAUUAUAAAAUGAUGGGACAUCUUAAUUUAUGAUAACCAAUUUGGGUUGUAUAAUUUUUUAAUGCCUGUUCUUAAUUUUUUAAAUCUUAAUAAGUGGAAUAGACGUCACGAGUUGUAGUUUCCGAUAACAGUUCUGGAGGUUGAGUCCGCUUCUAGUGUUGAAGCCCUUGUCUUCAGUCUAUAUCUACUGGUUUCGGGUAGUACGGCUGUCCUGCUGUGUAGUGUCCUCUCAUUCUUCGUUACCUAAUUUGUUUUAAUCUAAAUACCGUGUUAUUUUACAGGUUUGCCUUGCCUCAAUACUUUAAUUUACUAAGAAACAAUGAAGUUUGAGAAAAAAAGUAAGAAUAAAGUCAAAGUUAUUGAAAACUAGCUAUAAUAAGUUUUAACCGUUCAACCGAUAAAAAUGAGGCAAAUGAAAAGUCAGGGCGGUUCCAUAGGCGGUAUAAAUGCUGACUCAAACCUGUGCAGCUGAUUUUUAUAUCGAAUGCCUUUGUUCUACAUCAAUCCUUUCUUUCAUCGGAAGUCACUUCAGUUUUAUUUGAGUUUCUAGAUGAAAAUCGAUCGAAUUUCCUAGAGAUCAGGACAAUUGAUCUGAUUUGCACAUGCUUUUCAGUUAAUAUUUCAAAAAAUUUUAUCCGGAUUUAUAAAACAAGGACCGGUGCUUUUCGCUAACAAAGAAAUCAAUCAGCCUUAGCGUUUCCGAAAACUCUGCAUUUUGCUUUUGAAAGUAUAGAUUAAAUAGGCAAUAAUGAUUUUGCCGCCUUUUUAAACCUUGAGCAUGAUUUUUAGGAAAAUAAUGAAUAAGGAAAGGAAUAAAUCCGUUCAGAGUUGUUCAAUUUAUCAUUUAAGAUUUAUUUUGAGAUUGUCACUUAAAGAUUUUAUUUUUAAAGGGACUUUUGUUACCAUUUGAGUCGUGAACAAGUUGUGAAUAGAAGAGAUUCAAAAGAUUAGACAAAAGUUUUAAAAAUUUUCUGUUUUGUGAAAGUGUAGCAAUGCCACAAUCUACAAUUAUUUUUUAAGCUGCAUUUUGACGCAUGUUUUCUUUCCAAACUACUAGGCAACAUUCAGUCAAGACAAUACACUAUUUAGUACAAAAUUUUAGGAACAAGAUGCAGAACAAGCCUCUCUCAAUUCAACAUUCAGAGCAAGAUUUUAAACUGAAACUAAUAUUGCUCGUAGAUGCAUAAAUCAUGAAUGAAAGUUGAAGUUUCAUGAAGUAUUAUGUGUUACUGAAAUACUGUUAUCAUAAAAUGAUGGGACAACUUAAUUCAUGAUAACAGAUUGGGUUGGAAAAUACUCUUAUGACUGUUCUUAAUUUUUUUAUCUUACUAAGUGGAAGAGAAGUCACGAGUUGUAGUUUCCGAUAACAGUUCUGGAGGUCGAGUCCGCUUCUAGUGUUGCAGCUCUUGUCUUCAGUCUAUUUCGUCCUGCUGUCGUACGGCUCUCCUGCUGUGUAGUGUCCUCAUAUUCUUCGUUACGUAAUUUGUUUUGAUUUAAAUCCCGUGUUUUUUUUUUACAGAUUUGGCUUGCCUCAAAAUUUAAAUUUACUAAUUUUAGAAACAUCGAAAUUCCAUGAAAGAAAACUAAGAAAAAAAAAUGAAAAUUAAUGAAAACUAGUUUUAAUGAGUCUUAACCGUUCAACCGAGAAAAUGUGGCGAAUCAGAAAUCAGGACGGUUCCUUAGGCAGUAUAAAACUGACGCAAACCUGUGCAGAUAAUUUAAAUAUCGAACGCCUUUUUUCUACAUCAAGACUUUCUUUCAUCUGAAGUCACAGACUUCAGUUUUAUUUGAGUUCCUAGAUGAAAAUCAAAUAUUCAUUAGAUCAGGGCAGUUGAUUUGAUAUGCACCUUCAUGUCACUUAAAUUUUCAAAAAGAUUUUUUUAUCCGGGAUUAUAAAACAAGGACCUGUGCUUUUCGCUAACAAAGAAAUCAGUCCAGUCCGUCGUAGCGUCUCUGAGAAUUUCUGCAUUUUGCUGUUGAAAGUAAAGAUUAAAUAGGCAACACUCGUUUUGCCGCCUUUUCAAAUAUUGAGCAAGUUUUUCACGAAAGGAGUUAAUAAGAAACGGAAAAAAUCCGUUCAGAGUUUUUACAAUUUAUAAGUUUAAGAAAUAUUUACUGAUUGACUGAGAAUAAUCUCGGUCACUUUUGGAUUUCAAUUUUAAAGGGACUUUUGUUAUCAUUUUGAGUUGUGAGUGUGAACAAGUUGUGAAUAGAAAAGAGUCAAAACGUUAGAAAAAAGUAUUACGAAUCUUUUGUUCAGUGAAAGUGUAGCAAUGCUCUAAUUAGCAACAAUUAGCAACAAUUACUUUUUAAGCUGCAUUUCCAGAACAAGCCUCUCUCAAUGCAACUUUCAAAACAUGGUUUUAAACUAAAACUAAGAUUGCGCGUAGAUGCAUAAGUCAUGAAAUUUCAUGAAGUAUUUUGUCUUACUGAAACAUCUAGGCCACUCGGUCUUCUUAAUGCUCUAGUUGAUGCAUGAAACAUGAAUUUUCAUGAAGUAUUUUGCCUUACUGAAAUAACAAAGCCGAUCGCUCCUCUUAAUGUUCUGCAAUAUCACACCAAAUGAUUGUUAUGGUUAUGGCCUCAUAUUUGGUGUGGCUCGUGGUUUUAAGCGAACAAGGGAUCAAUUGAGCAAUCUCCCCCCCGUAAUGACCAAUUGAGCUAUCUCCCCCCCCCCCCAGCAAAAAUGAAAAAACUCUACAAAAAGACGUCAGCAAACGCAAGUAGAUGGAUGAUGUGUUUACAGCACGCAAUCAAUUAACCGACUGAAGUUUAUUUUAUAUGAGUAUCGAGAAAAAUUUUGAAAAAAAACUCGAAAUUUAUGAAAAAAAAAUUCGAGUUUUGCAAAUUUUUGUUUUAGGGACCGUAGGCUCAUCGAGGAAAGCUAUUUACCAGGGUUGGUGCUCUAGUCUUGUAUCUGAAUAGCAAAAACGGUUCUCCGCAGCACCUUAAUAUUGUACGCUAAAGCUUUUUAUCAUUUUAAGAAAGAAAAAUAGUCGCUUUUUAUGCCUGUUUUAUUGAUUCUUUUUUCAAUCUGAAUGAAACUUUUAAGCUUCGAUAUUGUAAAUUUUGGCUUUCCACAGUCGUUGGAAAAUAUGUUUUAUGAUUUCAUGUCAUUCAA